GUGCAGCCUGACGGACCACAUCCUGACAGGAAGCAGAAACAGAAAGUAGUAAACAUCGCUGCAUAUUGUGAAAGGUUAUCAUAUUUAAACAGUUUUAAUUAUGACAAGGCAAGUGCAUCUGUAAAGCUCUCCCUGCAAUUAAAUUGCUCCUCACAUGAAUGCAGAGAUGUUUCUAUAUAUCUUAGGGUUGGUGGUCUUAUUUUAUGCCUGCCGGUGGUUAAAAGAGUUGAAGCAAGUGCCAAACAAAUCAGAGAAAUUUGUGUACAUCACGGGGUGUGACACAGGUUUUGGAAACCUUCUAGCCAAAUAUCUGCAUAAAGAGGGUUUUUGUGUAAUUGCUGGCUGCUAUACAGAGAAAGGAGAGGUUGAGCUGAAGAAGGUCUGUUCAGCCAGACUCUCGACUGUUCAAUUAGAUGUUACUGAUAGUGAAAGCAUCAGGAAGGCAGCAGGCAUCAUAAAAACUCUGGUGAAAGAGAAGGGUCUCUGGGCUGUUGUAAACAACGCAGGAAUAUCUCAGCCAUCAGGGCCUGUUGACUGGAUGGUUGUUGAUGACUUUAUGAACACGAUCAAUGUGAACCUAUUAGGCGUCAUUGCUGUGACCAUGAGUGUGCUACCCUUAAUUAAGAAAGCUAAGGGCCGCAUUGUCAAUAUGUCCAGUGUGCUUGGAAGAAUAUGUUUUCCUUCAAGUCCAUACUGUGUCUCAAAAUUUGGAGUUGAGGCAUUCAAUGAUUGCCUGAGGUUAAACCUGGCACCAUUUGGCGUUAAAGUACUGUGCAUUGAACCAGGAUUCUUCAAAACAAACAUGGCAGACACUAGACAUGUUCAAGACAGUUUAUGGAAAAUAUGGGCCAGGCUACCACAAGAUGUCAGGGAUGACUAUGGAAGUGACUACAUUGAUCGAGUGAAAGUAAUGUUGACAGAGAAGAUUGAGAAGAAUCUGGAUGGAGAUCUGAUGAAAGUGGUGAACUGUAUGGCACAUGCUGUUUCUGCUGUCUAUCCUCGCACCCGCUACUCUCCUGGCUGGGACGCAAAAUUUUUCUGGCUGCCUUUGUCCUACAUGCCAUCCUUUAUUUCUGAUGCCAUUCUAUUAAAAAACAGCAUCAGACCUAAAGCUUUCAAUUAAUAGGCCAUGUACUGUAGGUUUUAUAAAGUUUGUAUGCAUUUUUUUGUUACAAGACAUUAACCACUAAACUCUACAACAUAAUUAUGUGUAAAAUUUAAUUUCAAUAAUCCCACUAUGUUUUAGCAAUAAACAAUUUGUUAGUUAGAGAUUGAGAAGGAGCUGAAGGGGCAGAGCAACAAGAACAUAAACUAAACAUAAAAAUGUGUACAAAUUGUUCUUCAAUGUUAAUGGUAUAUAUCCUGACAUCGAUGGCAAUAAAGCUGCAUGUUGGAAAUACAAUGGGCAUGAAAAUGUGGUGAUGUUUUGUAGUGGCCCGGCAUGAAUAACAUGAUAGCAUUAUUGCACAGAUUAGGAAUGACUUUAAGAGGUAGUUUCCUGUCUAAUAUAGAAUCCAUGAGACAACAAACGUCUUAGAACAAAGGCCAAAAUUGGUGGCUUGGCUAGUGCUGUCCAGAAAAUAUGGGAUGGAUCAUUUGUGUGCCUGGUAGGCAGAGAGAAUAACUCUGUCCAUUUUGUACAUCUUUUACAAUAAACAUGUUAUAACACCCGCUUUUCUGUGAUCUCCACAUUUGCACAGCUUAUCCUGGCAAAAAUAAAUAAAUAAUGCAGUCUUAAAGGGAAAUAAAAUGUGUAUGAGAAAUUAGAUCAACAUAUAUAUAUAUAUAUAAAUAAUUUCUCAUACACAUUUUAUUAGAUCAACAUAUAUAUAUAUAUGAUUUAAAUAACAUAUAGAUCCUAAUUACACUGAAGAUUUCAAAAGAUUAGGCAAUGUUGAAUUUAAAAAAAUAUUAAUAUAUCUGAAUUCAACUGAGAUUUUUUCUUAUGGUGAUGGUAAAUUUAUUUUUUAUUUUUUUAAUGCACAUGUAUAAGUAGAAAACUGGAAUACAAAAAUUUAAUUGUGUAUAGUAUAUUGAUGCUUAAAGUGCUCUUUGUGCACAUGACAAUAAACUCGAAACUUUGUAUA
Molecule: messenger RNA, 2087 nt
Organism: Tachysurus fulvidraco (yellow catfish)
Lineage: Eukaryota; Metazoa; Chordata; Actinopteri; Siluriformes; Bagridae
Product: retinol dehydrogenase 7
Exons: 6
Coding region: 155-1123 (322 amino acids)
Molecular function (GO): oxidoreductase activity
Source: RefSeq, a predicted model, not a curated record